AUGGCAAAUAGACCCUAUAAAACCAAUCAUCAGUCUCUUAAAGAAUGUUAUAAGCUCACCAUGGCGUUUCUGUGGCUUCUCUCCUGCUCCGCUUUCAUUGGAGUCACUUAUGGUGCAGUCUGCGGAUCUCCAGCCAUCACCCCGGUUGUGUCAGGCUACAGUCGAAUUGUCAGUGGUGAAGAGGCUGUUCCAGGAUCCUGGCCCUGGCAGAUUUCCCUGCAGACUGACUCUGGUCGGCAUUUCUGCGGCGGUUCCUUGAUCAAUGAAAACUGGGUUGUCACCGCUGCACAUUGUGAAGUGAGUACGAACGACUUUGCUAUUGUUGGUGCCCAUGACAAAAGCUCAAAAGCUGAAGCCAGCCAGAAGUCCAUGUCCAUUGCUAAGGUCAUUACACACCCCAAGUGGAACCCAUCCACCAUUAAUUAUGAUCUUUCUGUGGUGAAGCUUGCAACCCCCGUUCAGUUCAACAGUCAUGUGUCGCCAGUCUGUCUCGCCGCUGUAUCUGAUAACUACCCAGAGGGCAUGAUGUGUGUCACAACGGGAUGGGGAAGGACUCGUGCUUACCCUGCUAAACGACCUAACAAACUUCAGCAAGCUGCUCUUCCUCUCCUCUCCAACGUGAACUGCCGGAACUACUGGGGUAGCAGUGUCACCGAUAUCAUGAUCUGCGCUGGGGCAGCUGGUGCCUCAUCUGGCAUGGAUGACUCUGGCGGCCCACUUGUCUGUCAGAAGCACAACGUAUGGAACUUGGUUGGCAUCGUUUCCUGGGGCAGUGGCUAUUGCUCCACCAGCACUCCUGCUGUCUAUGCCCGCGUGACGGAGCUCAGGGACUGGAUCGAUAGCACCAUUGCUGACAACUAA
Molecule: messenger RNA, 861 nt
Organism: Mobula hypostoma (lesser devil ray)
Lineage: Eukaryota; Metazoa; Chordata; Chondrichthyes; Myliobatiformes; Myliobatidae
Product: chymotrypsinogen A-like
Exons: 7
Coding region: 1-861 (286 amino acids)
Biological process (GO): proteolysis
Molecular function (GO): serine-type endopeptidase activity
Source: RefSeq, a predicted model, not a curated record